Molecule: messenger RNA, 1506 nt
Organism: Pseudoliparis swirei
Lineage: Eukaryota; Metazoa; Chordata; Actinopteri; Perciformes; Liparidae
Product: claudin-4-like
Exons: 2
Coding region: 32-1063 (343 amino acids)
Biological process (GO): bicellular tight junction assembly; cell adhesion
Cellular component (GO): bicellular tight junction; plasma membrane
Molecular function (GO): structural molecule activity
Source: RefSeq, a predicted model, not a curated record
UCUCUCCUGCCACAGACGAAGCCUAUUCACCAUGGGGAGGAUUGGCAAGGAGGUGGCAGGUCAGGUCAUGAGCUUCAUAGGCCUCAUUGGGGUCUCGGUGGCCUGUGGGAUCCCCAUGUGGAGAGUGACCAGCUUCGUUGGAGCCAACAUCGUGACGGGCCAGAACAUUUGGGACGGCCUGUGGAUGAACUGCGUGAUGCAGAGCACCGGGCAGAUGCAGUGCAAGCUGAACGAGUCGUUGAUGAGUCUGACCAGGGACCUCCAAGCCGGCCGAGCGCUGGUCAUUAUCUCCCUUAUCUUCGGCUUCAUCGGCAUCAUGAUCACCUUCAUCGGAGCCAAGUGCAUGGGCUGCCUGGACAAGGAUUCCUCAAAGGCCAAGGUGGUGAUCAUAGGCGGCUGUUUCAUCAUUGUGUCCGCCGUCCUCAUCCUGAUCCCCGUCUGUUGGUCCGCGGCCAUCACCAUCGCAGACUUCCAGAACCCCUUGACCAUUAGUUCGCAGAAGAGGGAACUUGGAGCGUCCAUCUACAUUGGCUGGGCAUCUGCUGCUGUUCUUCUGAUCGGUGGGAUCACCCUCACCACGUCCUGCCCUCCUCAAAAGAACAUGUAUGGAUACCCAGGCUACCCACCAGCACCGAUGUACCCUUACGCAGGCCCAGGGAUGAACUCGGCACCGGCCCUUGUGGUCAUCUCCAUCAUCGUCUCUGCCUUUGGGGUUAUCUUGGGCAUUAUCGGAGGCAAGUGCACCAACUUCGUGGACAACGAGCACUCCAAGGCCAAAGUGGCCAUCACCGCUGGAAUUGUCUUCAUUUGCGCCGGCGUACUUAUCCUCGUCCCCGUCUGCUGGUCCGCCAACACCAUCAUCAGGGAUUUCUACAACCCCACCUUGAUCGACUCCCAGAGGAGGGAGCUGGGAGCCGCGCUCUACAUCGGCUGGGGCACAGCCGGGCUUCUCAUCCUGGGUGGUGCCCUCCUCUGCAGCUCCUGCCCACGCAAAGACAGCCCAGAGUAUCCAGUUAAGUACGCCGGCGCCAGGUCUGCAGCCACCAGCCGAGAAUAUGUCUGAGAGGUCCGUUCUCCUGAGAAAGACAUUUGUAUUAUCUUAGAUUGUAUGAGAGAUCCUCCUUCGUUUGUGAAUUUCUGUCAGCACCACAAGUUUUUUUUCUUCUUAAAGUGAGCGAAAUACUUUAUUUAAGGCAAGAGGAGGUUUUUCUUGCUGAACAAGAAACUCAGUGCGAACGAUGUGGUGUGAAGAAACAUCUCCCAGCAGCAUGCUGACUGGACUGAAUGAGAGCUGUUCUCUGUGAAGCCUGUAUCAAACCUAUUUCUUCUUUGUAAAUGAAAAAUCAAAGCUGUGUUAGGACGAUGUUAAUGGUCAACAAGGACUAUGAUAGCAGGACGCUUGUACAGUACCCUUGAUGUAUUUACUGUAUAAAAUAUUUUACUCAUAUCUUUGGUCAAAUGCAAUAUCAAAAGACUGUUUUUAUAUAAUAAAACAUUUAAAUGAUA